Messenger RNA from Cuscuta campestris, 3274 nucleotides. Lineage: Eukaryota; Viridiplantae; Streptophyta; Magnoliopsida; Solanales; Convolvulaceae. The record is from the annotation of a GenBank genome assembly.
AAGCCCAAACUCAGCCCAGCCCACGCCCAAGCCCAGCCCAAAAAUAAUAAACCCACACCCGACCCGAUGUCGGGUUCGGGUAAAAAAUUUCGGGUCGGGUUCGGAUUAUUUUAUUCUCGGUUCGGGUUCGGAUAUUUUAGUGGUCGGUCGGGUCGGUUAAGCUCGGGUUCGGGUUGAAUUGCCAUCCCUACUCUGGAUUCUGCGUUCUAGAGGUUGAAUUAUCAUUCAAAGUAAAAGUGUCCUUCAGUGAGCUGUAGAUUCUCAAUGCAAACAACCUUUUUUUACCUCCAUCUAGGUUAACCUAGUCAUUAUGCAAUGUGUGCAUGCACCCAUAGUUGUGAAAAGCGCGCAUGAGACCCAAUGGUUUGUGCAUUAGGAUCUGUGAUGCAGGCGACACACUGGAGGCAUGCACAUAGCUUCACAUCAUCGCAUUAUGGGAUGUGAUCUGAGGUGCUACAAGGCGUGCAUCCAAACCAGUUUUUUUUUAGUAUUUGUUUUAUUAAAGCUGACGCUGUUCAGCUGUUGACUUUCGCCUCUCUCUGGUCUCUGCUUUGAGCCCUUCAACCUAAGAAUAGGCUGUUUCUCUGACUUCACUGCUUCGACUAUCUCUUCUCUUUUCUUUGACUCUCACCUGACUCUGCUGCUUGGGUGUUUUCCGCAUGCUAGUCAUAUAGGUCACAACCUUGCAGGGUUCUUUGGAGUGUAAUCGCAAGCUUUUACAAUUUUUUGUUACUUCUUGGAGUUAAUUCUUUUUCUUGUAGGUUUUUAUCUAUCUUUUUUUCAAAACAAUUUCCUCUUGUAGGUAACUUACUAGCAGAAAGUCAGCACACAAAAGUUUUUCAUAUAAUUACUAAAUUAUAUGCAUUAUAAGUAUUGUUACUAUUGUAGAGGUGAUAUGCUACUUGUGCCUCAAUUUGAACCUCAUGUUCGUGAUGCAUGCACAUGAAUGGUGCAUUGAGGGAUGGGGGGCCAUUUGUGCAUCGGUUCAUGGGCCUGGAGCUGACAUCGACACAUUAUGCAUUGGGCCAUCUUAUAUUAAUCGAGAUGAAGAUUUUUUCAUUGUUCUGCGUGAUAUUUUAGUUGAAAUGGAAGAAGUUAGUGAACUGCAACCUGUUCCCGAGGCUCAUGUUCCUGUUAUGAAAUUCAAAUUUCAAGGAACAUCAAUUGACCUCCUUUAUGCAAGCAUUUCUCAGAUAGUCGUCCCACAAGAUUUUGACAUUUCUGAUCGCUCUGUGUUGUAUAACGUUGAUGAACCAACUGUUCGGAGCCUCAAUGGGUGCAGGGUUGCUGAUCAAAUACUGAAACUAGUUCCGAAUGCCGAGCACUUCCGGACAACACUUAGAUGUUUGAAAUUUUGGGCCAAAAGACGCGGUGUCUAUUCAAAUGUCACUGGAUUUCUUGGUGGUGUAAAUUGGGCACUUUUGGUUGCUCGGGUUUGCCAGUUCUAUCCCAAUGCAAUACCCAGUAUGCUGAUUUCACGGUUUUUUAGAGUCUAUACACAAUGGCGCUGGCCCAAUCCUGUAAUGCUUUGUCCUAUUGAGGAGGAUGAACUUGGGUUUCUUGUUUGGGAUCCUCGCAAGAAUCCCAAGGAUAGAAAUCAUCAUAUGCCAAUAAUUACUCCUGCAUACCCUUGCAUGAAUUCUAGUUACAAUGUUUCACCAAGUACUCUUCGUGUUAUGAUGGACCAGUUUCAGUUUGGGAACAAAAUUUGUGAGGAGAUUGAGUUAAACAAGGCACAAUGGGGUUUUCUUUUUGAGCCAUACUUUUUCUUUGAGGUGUACAAAAACUAUCUUCAGGUUGACAUUAUUGCAGCAGACAAUUAUGAUUUGCUGGCUUGGAAAGGAUGGGUUGAAUCACGGCUCAGACAACUAACACUUAAGAUAGAGCGUGACACAAAUGGGAUGUUGCAAUGCCAUCCUUACCCAAACGAGUUUGUGGACACGUCUAAGCCAUGCCCACAUUGUUCAUUUUUCAUGGGCUUGCAGCGGAGACAAGGAGUACAAGUGCUAGAAGGACAACAGUUUGAUAUUCGUGGAACUGUUGAAGAGUUUAAACAAGACAUAAGCAUGUAUUCUUAUUGGAGACCAGGGAUGGAUAUUUUUGUAUCUCACGUACGUAGAAAGCAAAUCCCUGGUUACGUCUUUCCUGAAGGGUAUAAGAGACAGAGGCUGUCCCGGACCACACAUCAGUGUACUAAUACUCCCCCUGAGAAAAAUAUCAGAGGUAGCCUGUCUCCUGAAGACAAGCAUUCCAAGAGGAAGCAUGAGAACGAAACAGUUUAUGUGAAGUCCAACAAGCUUGGAAAGCAAAUGUCUGUUAGUCCACUGCAGAUAGGAUCUGAUUCUCCUGCUUCUGGUGGGUUAUCUCCAUCGUUGGGCAUUUGCAAGGAAUCUCAACUAGAGCAUAUGAGUAUCGUUGAUGUUUCGGGAAGUAGCGUGCCUGUCAGUUUAAAUGGACAAUGUGAGCAGGCUGGUACGUGGGAAUGUGCUGAAAGUGUGUUAUCAAGUUCCGAAAUCUGCCUCACCAGCGAGGGUGGUGUAAGCGUGGUGGAGCAAAUUUUACGGGUAGGGGAUGGGUGUCUAGAUGAAAGCAGUGUACUGAGGACAGGGGGGAGUGCCUUGCCGGACAAACCAAAUUCACAGCCAAACAUUGCACUUACAAGGGUAAUUGGGUCAUCAAGAGACGGAGCAAGUCCAGAACCCACACAGGAGCCAGCUAUAGGGCAAGUCCUUUCUCCACGAACCCACUUUUCCCGAUAUGUAAUAUGCUAUUGUUAUUUUUAUACUUUCUCGCUUGUUUCCUUCUGUGUUUCCCUUUGUAGCAGGUGAGUCUGGAAUCAACUGCGUGAAGGUGGUACAGAUAUUAUCUCGUGAACAAAGCUCGCAAGGGCAUCUAACGGAAAAAGUCUCAUUAAUCCUUUUUUUCUGCAAGUACUGUUUGGAGGAAGAAACAAGGGAACAAAAAAGCUCUGCAAGAAUGGGAAAACUUGUGCAUUUGUGACAGGGGAAGGAGACAACUGGUUGGUGGAUUUUGAUUUGUGGUUCUACAUGUUGACCUAGUAUCAGGGAUGGUAUGACUUGCAAUUUAUCACCUUUUCUUUCAAGGAAAGAGCAAAAACAAAAAUGAACCAACGGUACAACUGUGGGGAGUUGACUUCUUUUUUCUUUCAUUUUUUUUACUUUGGGGUUGGGAUGGGGGUUUAACCUGUGUAGUGACUAGUAGUGUUUCUUGAAAUUGUUCACUGAUAAUAUACUUACUCAUUUUCAUUCUAUGU